Musa acuminata subsp. malaccensis (wild Malaysian banana) is the source of this 1798-nucleotide messenger RNA. Its product is annotated as phragmoplastin interacting protein 1. The record is from RefSeq and is a predicted model, not a curated record. NCBI's taxonomy places the organism in Eukaryota, Viridiplantae, Streptophyta, Magnoliopsida, Zingiberales, Musaceae. Gene Ontology annotation, molecular function: RNA binding; zinc ion binding.
CCAUUCCUUCUUUACCGAGCAAAGCUUCUGUGGUUUGCCGCGCCGCCGCCGCCCAAUCUGUUUCGCCUUCGCCUUCCCUCUCGCUCGUGUGGCUAUUCUCCUCCGAUGGUCCUCUCGAACAAGAAGCUCAAGAAGAAGCUGAGAGACCUCCUUGCGGAGUCCCAGUCGAGCGCCACAGAGAGCGCCGCCCCGGGCGAGGACGUCAGCCAGGAGUUGCAGACCAUCAAGAGUGUCUUAAGCUCCAAGUCCAAGAAGCGACCCAAGCGGCGGAAGAAGCCCUCCCAAAGAGCCGAGGAGGGCGACGAAAACAACGAUGCGGGCCCUCCACCCGGUGAUUCGAAUGAGCAGCAGAAGAGCAGGAAAAGGAAAAGAGAUGGGGGUGGCGGUGGUGUCGCGGAGGAGUCCGUAGAGAACGGCCAAGAGGGGAGCGCAAGAAAGAAGAGAAAGGAAAGGAAGAAGGAGAGGCGGAAGAAGGACCAGGAGCAUAACAAAGGCCACGGGGAGGAACGUGAGACCGCAGACGUGGACUGCGGCGAGAAAGGGACAGUGGAGGCGAGCAACCUCGAGCAGAGUGGACAUAAUGCGAAGAAGGUUUAUGUUGGUGGCAUACCCUAUUACUCGUCUGAGGAUGAUAUCAGGAGCUUCUUUGAGGGCUGUGGUACUGUGACCGAGAUGGACUGCAUGACAUUUCCUGAGAGCGGAAAGUUCAGGGGCAUCGCCAUCCUCACUUUCAAGACCGAAGCUGCCGCAAAAAGGGCUCUAGCUCUUGAUGGUGCUGAUAUGGGUGGAUUUUAUUUAAAGAUACAACCUUACAAGUCCAAUCGCCUUCAUAAAUCAGAGUUUGCACCCGAAAUUGUUGCAGGCUAUAAUAGAAUUUACAUAGGGAACCUUGCAUGGGAUAUAACAGAAGAUGACUUGAGAAAGCUCUUCUCUGAUUGCAAAGUCACAUCCAUCCGAUUUGGUACAGAAAAGGCCACAGGCGAUUUUAAAGGCUAUGCACAUGUUGACUUUGCUGAUAAUGCCUCCUUGACUGUCGCAUUGAAGCUUGAUCAGAAGGUUGUCUGUGAGAGGCCUGUUAGAAUCAGAUGUGCAGUUCCAAAGAAGGAAGUUGAAUCAAAGUCAAGCUCAAAGCCUAUCCUCAAGAAAGAUAAGGAUAGCAAGAUUGCUGGAAGUACAAAAAAGAAACGACGAACAUGCUAUGUAUGUGGUGUUCCUGGCCAUCUGUCUUCUUCUUGCCCAAAGAAAAGUGCAUCUGCAGGCGUUGAGGAAUAAGUGAUGGAUAAGUAGAUCCAUUAAUCACCAUUUUUGUGAAUGCUAGUUUGGACUUGUGCACUGAAUUGCUCUGCAGAGGUUUUCUGAUUUGAGGUAAAUAUUCCUGUAGGAUGUGUUUACCAGAAUGUUGUCAGCACCAGAAGCUCAUUGCUAUAGUUUCACAUUCAGCUAACCUGCUUCCAGCCAUAGCAGAAGAGCUACCAAAAAUGUUCAGUACAAAAAGGUUCAACUUGUCAAAGCUGUCCACUGUCAAUCUAGGUGAGUUGACUUGCAAACACAACUCUUUAACAGUGUCUCCUCGGAGACUGGAAUUGAGGAAGAGGAACAUGUCAAUCUAGGUGAGUUGACUUUUGGAUAAGUGUAUCCAGCUGACCAUCCUAGCAGAGUUGGUUAGAUAUAUUACCUUCGCAAAUGUUUAUUACCUUUGCAAAUGUUUUCCAUAUUGUUUUCCCUUCUCUCCUUUUACUUGUUAAGCAAGACAGAUGUCUGAUGAUUGGUAGCAAAAAAUUUAGAGGUUUUCCUUUCA